Messenger RNA from Epinephelus fuscoguttatus (brown-marbled grouper), 2494 nucleotides. Its product is annotated as heparan sulfate glucosamine 3-O-sulfotransferase 5. The transcript is spliced from 4 exons. Gene Ontology annotation, molecular function: [heparan sulfate]-glucosamine 3-sulfotransferase activity. The record is from RefSeq and is a predicted model, not a curated record. Bases 519 to 1556 code for a protein of 345 amino acids. NCBI's taxonomy places the organism in Eukaryota, Metazoa, Chordata, Actinopteri, Perciformes, Serranidae.
UAUUACAGCGAGCUCCACGCGUCUCCACCGCCACACUGAUCCACGGGGUGCUGGGCGGAGGGCGCUCCGGUGUGAGUGGACGUCACACAGGCUUCCUGUUUACUUUAACGCUCCUGAGAAACGAGAGAGGGGUAACAAACCUCGUCGCGACGGGACGCGUUGUUUCUUUUCUGCUUGUUCUUUGCGCACCUGGCUGUCCGAGCGCGCACGCUGCACGCGGAGCCGAUCAUCCGAACAGGAGCCCUCCUCACUUCCACACCUGCCGAUACUUGCCCUGUUUAACCUGCAGCCGCACGCCUCCGGGGGACAUGUGGAGAGGCUUUCUGACCUCCGCUGCAUCCCGGCUGUUCCUCCCGAGUGUCUGGCUGGAAGGGUAGCCUCCGUGUCCCGAGGAGGAUGCCGAACAGAUACUGGAUCUGCGUGUGUGCAUAAAGAAGUAUCCAGGUGCAAAUCUCCACCUCUGGCAGUCAUGAGGAAUAGAGGGCUGAAGACGCAGUCCUGAAGAUUGAUGGAGGGCCAUGCUAUUCAAACAGCAGGCAUUGCUGAGACAGAAGCUCUUCGUUCUGGGCAGCCUCGCUAUCGGAAGUGUCCUCUAUCUCGUGGCCAGGGUUGGGACCUUGGAUAGGCUACAGCCCAUUUGCCCCAUUGAGAGCAGACUGCCCCCUCCUGAGCCAGAGCAAAUUCCUCUCCGCACCCUGCAGUUUAAGCGUGGUCUGCUCCAUGAACUACGCAAGGGCAAUGCUACCAAAGAGCAAAUCCGCCUGCACAACCUGGUCCAGCAGCUGCCUCGAGCCAUCAUCAUCGGGGUGCGUAAGGGGGGCACCCGCGCCCUGCUGGAGAUGCUCAACCUGCAUCCAGCAGUGGUCAAGGCCUCGCAAGAGAUUCACUUCUUUGACAAUGACCAAAACUACGCCCGGGGCAUCGACUGGUACAGAGAGAAAAUGCCCUUCUCCUUCCCUCAUCAGAUCACCAUUGAGAAAAGCCCCGCCUACUUCAUCACAGAGGAGGUCCCUGAACGCAUCUUCAAGAUGAACUCCUCCAUCAAGCUCCUGAUCAUCGUUCGCGAGCCCACCACCAGAGCUGUGUCUGACUACACGCAAGUUCUGGAGGGCAAGGAGCGGAAAAACAAGACCUACCACAAGUUCGAGAAACUGGCCAUCGACCCCAGCACCUGCGAGGUGAACACAAAGUACAAAGCAGUGCGGACCAGCAUCUACACCAAACACUUGGAGCGCUGGCUGAAGUACUUUCCCGUGGAGCAGUUCCACAUCGUGGACGGAGACCGCCUCAUCAUGGACCCGCUGCCGGAGCUGCAGCUUGUCGAGCGCUUCCUCAACCUCCCCUCGAGAAUCAGCCAGUAUAACCUGUACUUCAAUGCCACCAGGGGAUUUUACUGUCUGCGAUUUAACAUUGUCUUCAACAAGUGCCUGGCAGGCAGCAAGGGUCGCAUCCAUCCAGAGGUGGACCCGUCCGUGGUGACUAAACUGCAGAAGUUCUUUCACCCCUUCAAUCAGAAGUUUUACCAAAUCACUGGUAGGACAUUCAACUGGCCAUGAUGAGCUUUGGACUCCUCCAGUGAGAUUCCUUGGGUUGGUGUUUUUUUUUUAAAUGCCAAGCUGUAAGAUCUCAAAAAAAAUAUUAAUAGCACUUUGAUUGAGUUUAAUACAAGAAUGACAGUGUGACCAAAUAUAAAAGGAACCUGAUGUAAGUUUGUUUUUACGUGUGUGAAAAUAAAACUAAAUAGUUUGAUGGUUUGACUAAAAGAUUAAGUUAAAAGCACUUGAUCUUGCAAAUGACUUCACCUGUCUGUCACUGUUCCCCGUAAAGAGAAAAAAACCCACUACUGAACUGUGUGAUUAACUGAAGAGAUUAUUUUUGUUGCUCUUUAAAAGACUAUCAAACACUGACAUUCAUGCUGUUAAGAUAAGCUUUAAGUGUGAUGCUUUUCUCAUCAUUGAAACACCUUAAAAGAUGACAAAAUGACAUUUGAUAAACAACAUAAUUGCUCAUCUGUCCCCUCUCAUGUUGUUUAUUUGAUCAAAACUGCAUGUGCAAUCAAGAUGCCAUUAUAACAUCGGAGACCCUUGUAUUAGCCGUCUUCCGUUGUUUGUUCAUAUUGGUUUUCACCACGUUUUAUUUUUAAUUCAUGCUGUGAUUAAGCCAUUAGAAGGUGACCUCCUUUAAUUCCCAACACAGUACCCAGUCAGAACGGCUUAUCACAACAGGAUCUAGUGUUUCAAGCUUGACUCAAACCAUCUCCGAACCCCUCAAAGCAUUUAAGACUCAAGCUUGUGUUUUUAAUGUGAGUAUGAUGGUUCCUCCCCCCUAUAGCUUUUCAUUGGUUUGCAAAACACCUGGCAAAAAAAGCCAUAGUGGGAAAAAAAGAUGUUGUCCUUUGAUGAUUGUUGUCAAACCAACUGUUUAUUCUAUGAUGAUUAGCAAAAUUUGUCUGUUUCUGUGCAAAUAUUCAUUCUGUAUCAUAGGUGUGUUGUUA